Molecule: messenger RNA, 1309 nt
Organism: Cucurbita moschata (crookneck pumpkin)
Lineage: Eukaryota; Viridiplantae; Streptophyta; Magnoliopsida; Cucurbitales; Cucurbitaceae
Product: SUMO-activating enzyme subunit 1B-1-like
Exons: 10
Coding region: 144-1109 (321 amino acids)
Biological process (GO): protein sumoylation
Cellular component (GO): SUMO activating enzyme complex; cytoplasm
Molecular function (GO): SUMO activating enzyme activity
Source: RefSeq, a predicted model, not a curated record
AGUUCUUUUCGAAGGUUUUUUCCGCGCCAUCUUUUUCAGUUUAGGAAAUCAACGCCGGCAGUGGCACGCAGCAGUAUUUUCAUCCUCACUUCUAACAGCGAUUACAGAGCUCUGUUUUUGUGUGUUGCAGUUUGUAGUUGACAAUGGAUGGAGAGGAGUUGACGGAGCAGGAGACUCAAUUGUAUGACCGCCAAAUUAGGGUUUGGGGUGCGGAUGCACAGAGGAGGCUCAGCAAAGCUCAUGUUCUAGUAUGUGGAAUCAAGGGGACUGUUGCUGAGUUCUGCAAGAAUAUUGUUCUUGCUGGGAUCAGUAGUUUGACAUUGGUGGAUAAUCGAUUGGUGACUGAAGAAGCCCUUUCUGCUAAUUUUCUAAUUCCCCCUGAUGAGGGUGUUUUUGGCGGGGAAACUGUUGCUGAGCUUUGCUGUGAUUCUUUGAAAGAUUUCAAUCCAAUGGUGCGAGUUUCAGCCCUCAAAGGUGAGCCAUCCAGCAUUGAUGAAGAAUUUUUGAAGACGUUUGAUGUUAUAGUUGUCAGUUGUUGCUCCCUGGCUGAAAAAGUAAAAUCAGUCAAUGAGAAAUGCCGGAAGUUACACAAGCGCGUAUCAUUUUAUACUGUUGACUGUAGAGAUUCCUGUGGUGAAAUAUUUGUUGAUCUACAAGACUAUAAAUAUGCAAAGAAAAAACUUGAGGACACUGUGGAAUGCCAACUAUCAUAUCCAAGCUUUGAGGAAGCAAUUUCAGUGCCCUGGAAAGCACAUCCCAGAAAAGUUUCAAAGCUAUUUUAUGCAUUAAGAGUGAUAGAACGGUUCGAAGAGGCCGAGGGGCGAAAUCCAGGAGAGACUUCAAUAUCCGAUCUUCCCGGGGUCUUGAAGUUGAAAAAAGAGCUCUGUGACUCACAGUCACUGAAUGAAGCUCAUAUUCCCGAUGUCCUCCUAGAGAGAUUAGUAGCAAACUCGAAGGAAUUCCCUCCUGUUUGCGCUAUCAUCGGAGGAAUCCUCGGGCAGGAAGUGAUUAAAGGUAUUUCUGGGAAAGGAGACCCACUGAAGAACUUCUUCUACUUCGAUGCCCUUGAUGGGAAGGGCAUCAUAGAGGACAUAUCAAGCGAACCCUGACAAGGGAUGCUAAAUUCUCAAGGCCCAUAUGCUUUGGACUUCAAAGGCGAGAUUCUAUUUAGGUAUGUAUUAUUUAAUUGCUAUAAUUUAUUUUGAUAAGAUCCAUUAAAGAUCCAUGAUUUUGUUUUGUAUAGUUUUUGAAUGAUGAUGAUGAUCACAGAUCUUAUUAUAAAGUUUUAAUUUUUUUAAUAUAAAAAAAA